Molecule: messenger RNA, 6891 nt
Organism: Athene cunicularia (burrowing owl)
Lineage: Eukaryota; Metazoa; Chordata; Aves; Strigiformes; Strigidae
Product: chromobox protein homolog 6-like
Exons: 5
Coding region: 769-1986 (405 amino acids)
Source: RefSeq, a predicted model, not a curated record
CGCGGUCAGUGCCGGCGCCACCAAACCGGGCAGCCCGAAUCAAGAGACAGUUUGGAAGGAUUCAGUGAUUCGGUUUCCCCAGCCGUGGAAACGCUCGCCAUCCCCAUGGGGGUUUACGAGGUCUAACCCGUAAGCACGCAGCGUGUGGAGAUCCUCUGGCGGAAAGUUCCUUAUGGGGCACCGCUCUCAAGCACUGGGAGGCUGGUGAGCCCCCCGUGAGGAAAACGAAACCGGUUCUCCGGCUCAGGCGGGACCCAAGCGCUCUGCUUGCCGUGCUCUUGUGUAAACGUGUCUGCAGCUGCGGUAGUGGCACUUCGAGGGGGGGACAUCCUGCACACAUAAAGGCCUCUGCCAUGCUUUGGGAAGUGCUUAACAAGCCCCUCAGUAUAAUAUUAAAGAUUUAAAUAGCUGCUCAUGGAGCUUGUGAACAUGGUUUCCAAUCACUACACUCUUUUUUGCCUUUUUUUUUUUUGUUGUUUAAAUCUUGUACUUAGAGUGAUUAAAUAAACGGAUAUCUCUGAACUUCAGCUGUGAGCUGCUGUUUGCUUGGGUCAAAAGGUUGAGUGACUCUGAUGGAUGGAAGAGUGUUUGAGUAAAGUGUGUAGCAACUGGAAGGUAACAUGCCAAAGAGAUGCUUCAUAGGUUCUGAAAUACUGUAUUUCCUCUCUCUUCUUAAAAACAAUUCCAAUUUUCUUAAAGACACUUGCUCCUGGCACACAUCUCCCUCUUGCGUUUAGAUAUGCUGAAUUCUUGUAGGAUUGCCUGUUAAUGCAGGAAUGGUUGCAGUUUUUCUGUCUGGUUGGCUUUUGGGGUUCUGCCUGCAAGGCUUCUGCAAGGGGUAAAGUAGAAUACCUGGUGAAGUGGAAAGGAUGGCCCCCAAAAUACAGCACAUGGGAGCCAGAGGAUCAUAUCUUGGACCCUCGCCUGGUAGUGGCUUAUGAAGAAAAGGAACGAGAGCGUGAGCUGUAUGGGCCCAAGAAGAGAGGACCUAAGCCUAAAACUUUUCUCCUGAAGGCUCGGGCCCAAGCGGAGGCCCUCCACAUUGGGGAUGUACACUUUUCUGUCAAGCCUGGUUCUAGCACAUCCUCUCCCAAGCUCCACUCCAGUGCCGCAGUGCACCGGCUCAAGAAAGACAUACGGCGAUGCCACCGCAUGUCCCGUCGCCCACUGCCCCGUCCAGACCCCCAGAAUGGUGGGAGCGUGGGUGGUGGGGCUGGCAUCCGUCCUCCUGUCUCGCCUUUCUCGGAGACCGUCCGCAUCAUCAACCGUAAGGUGAAACCCCGUGAGCCCAAGCGCAGCCGCAUCAUCCUCAACCUCAAAGUCAUUGACAAAGGUGGGAAGCCAGCCAAUGGGGCUGGGGGCCUGGCUCGGCCCAAGAUCCCAUCCCGAAACCGUGUCAUUGGCAAGAGCAAAAAGUUCAGUGAGAGUGUCCUCCGCACCCAGAUCCGCCACAUGAAGUUUGGCACCUUUUCGCUCUACAACAAGCCAUCUGCUGCACCUGCCCCCUCUCUGGAGGGCAAAGGGGAAGCCGAAGGUUCCCAGGCAGCCUCCUGUGGGCUCAUUAUGGGCUCCACCCCCUAUGAUGCCCCCAGCUCCAGCUCCUCUGGCUGCCCAUCGCCCGCCCCCCACUCCUCUUCUGACCCAGAUGAUUCCCCUCCAAAGCUGCUCCCCGAGACCCUCAGCCCAGCCAUCCCCGACUGGCGUGAGUCGGAGGUCCUCGACCUCUCCAUCCCACCUGAGUCGGCUGCUACCAGCAAGCGUUCUACUCCAGGAGGGUGCAGUGGGGGGCAGACACCCUCCUUGUCCCUUUCCUCUUCUGACCCGGAGCAGGAGGCUGGCGACUGGCGUCCCGAGAUGUCCCCUUGCUCUAACGUGGUGGUCACAGAUGUCACCAGCAACCUCCUCACCGUCACCAUCAAGGAGUUCUGCAAUGCAGAGGAUUUUGAGAAGGUGGCAGCAGGCGGCAGUGGAGGAGGCAGCAAGUGAGCAGCCAGGUCCCCUCCACUCCAGGGGUGUGGGGGAAGCUUUACCUGCGAGAAGUCAUGGUGUGAAUGGCUGUCCUUAGUUCUCUCCUUUUCCCCUUGGCUGUCCCUCUGCCCUCACUGUCACCCUUUCUCCGUCUUUCCCCCUGCCCACUCCCUCCUGCCUGGAGACUGGAGUGUGUCAGUGCAGGGGAGUGGGGGCACCCACUGUUCCUGGGUGUCACUGCCACUGGGAGGAGGCAGGGAGGGUUGUGGUGGGGUUAGGGAGUGGUUGUUUGUCCUUGAAUGUGGUGUGGUCCAACGGGCAGUGGAGCCUUUGGGGAUGAGGGAUGGAUGAGCAUGUGCCUGUGGGGGUGGUGGGGAAGGUGCUCCUCCUCCCCCUUCCAUCCUUGACAAAAAUUGAAGACAAGCUCCAGACCUUUGAGGGGUAAGAGGAUUGGAGCCCUCUCCCACACCCUCCAGGCCUUCUCCCACAAUGUGCAUGCAGUCUCGAAUUUCCAUUCCCAUGUUUCCCCUUUGCCAUGACUCGGAUCCUGCCAUCCUUCCCCUUCUUGGACUGGGGCCUGGAUCUGCCCUCUCCUAUGCCGUCCUCCUGGCAGUUGCUGAUCCAGUUGUCCCCAGGGUGAGGGGGAGAGGGGCAGGUGAAGUAUCAAACCUGGAAGGUGCUUGAGAGAAAGCUGGGGUGGUGGGGGGUGCUCCGUGCAGCAUACACCCCAGAUUGGCUUCCCCUUUCCUUUGACUGUUGGUGCUACCUUGGCAGUUGUAUGGGCGCUUUCAGGUGCCCUGGUCUCUCUUCUGCAGCUUCCAACUUGCUCUGCUCUGCGGGGAGAAGGGAAGAAAAGGGGAGUCUGCUUCUGGCCCAGAUCUUCCUCCUGGUGUUCAGCACUUGUACUUGCUUGGGGGAGAGAGCAUGAAAUGCCCUUCCCCAGCCUUCCCAUAGUGGGAGUGGGCUGUGCAUCCAUCCUUCAGUUUGGGGGAAGAAACACCGACAGCAUGAUGCUGCCCCAGCUGGAUGAGGCUGGUCUCCCGCCUUGCGCAUAAGCUUCCACAGACCCUUUUUGCUUCUUCUCAGUUUCCUCAGAGGGAGGGGUGGAUGCUAAGGCAGGUUGUUUGCUCUUCCUGCUUCCUUUUGUCUCCUGCUCUCCCUUCCCUGGGAUGGCCUGGAAGAGGGUUCCCCUCUGUCUUUUCAGCAUCUGAAACAGCCCUUACAACUGUCAACCAAAGGUGCUAGUAAGAAACUUCUCUCACAUCGUAUGCAUGUGCACUGGAUCUCUUCCCCCAGAGCUCCUGUGAGCUCAUGUAGAAAUUCAUUCCCCUGACCCCUAGCAAGUAGGAGUGAGCAAGACCACAGCUUGCUGUUCUUUACCCACAGCUCCUUAUUUUCCUGACCACUUUGUUCACAUCCAAAAUAAGCUCUCUCUUUUGCCUGCCAUUUCUGGCUUGCUCCAUUUCUGUGUUAAGUCCUAAACUUCACAGUAAGAUGCCAUUCUUUUGCUCUCCCUUCUUCCCCUACUUGCACAGGACUCGGCUGUAGGGGCAAGAAAAAGAGGUGCUGAUCAAUCGGUGGGAGUCUCACCCUCUCAACUCUGUCCCUGGUAUUCGGGAUGGGGCAGAGGGGUGUCGCUUCUACAUAACAUGCUGCAGAGGUGAAAAGGGUGGAAAAAAUUCCCCAUGCCAGGGCUCACCUGCUUACAAAUCUGCCCUGGGUGGGUGAACAUGAAUGGAAUUGGCCCCUCUGGUGCUUUCACAUUGAGGAUAUUCAAGAGCUGCCAGCUCCAAGGAGUGCUCUUGUGUGAAGUUGUGAUUUUGUGGUUGCAGUGGUCUGAGGGUAGAAGAGAGGCAGCCUGUGGGAGAGAGGUAAUAUUUGUCUGCCCAAGGGAUGUCAUCAGGGUGGUAGAAGGAUAGACCAGCUUCUGACCUUAAUUAGGCCUUCUGUGCCCAGAGCUUGUCUUUUCCCUGCCUCCAGUGCCUGGGUUGGUGUAAUAAAAUCUUUGCUGCUCUCCCCACAAGCCUUGCCUCAAAGUGGGUGGUGUUCAUUGCGGUGGGCACAGUGGAUUCACGCUAGUUGUGGUUGGGUGUCUGUGCAGACAGUCUGAGGGGGGUUCCAGGUGCUGUUAGCACCACCCUUUGCACACCUCUUUCUUUUUCUUUCCUUGGUUAAAGAGCUUAGUGAACUCUUUGGGGAUGCAGUUGCAUUUGCAGCUGAAGCUAGGGGCAGGGAGAGACUUCCCUGAUCCAUUCACCAAGCUAAGGCUUCCUAUAACUUGUUGGACUUGUGUGCGUGUCUCUGUUAAUACCUGCCUGUAUUUUUCGUGUCUUUUUCUCUUUUUUUAAUCUUUCCUGUGCCUGGCACACCCAGGGAUCCCUUAUUUUAGCAUAUCCUAUCCAUUUGACUGCAGCUUCAAAGAUGAGCAGUUUGUUGUCAUAGGGGAAAAGCCCAUUCUUAGGGAAAUAGGAGAUUCUUCUCUUUUUUUUUUUUUUUUUUUUUCCCACAAGAACUAUUCUGUGGCUGCGAGAUAAGAGGAGCUUCUUUAUGGGGUGGAUGCAAACUGGCCAGUCACUUCAGGUUGUUAAGUUACUGUUUGGUGUGUAUGUGGUGAUGUGUUUUGUUUUGUGGUAUUGAGGUUCUGAAAAAAAAAGAACUAAAGUGUUUAAGUGGGAGAUAAAAGGGAACUUUAAUAGGAAACUCUUGAUGUGUUUUGGCCAAGAUGUGCUUGCUUGGCAGAAUUCUUUUCCCCAGUGUCUCUUGUAUGGUGUUCUUUGGGGGCAGGGGGCAGGAAUUGUUUAAUUGAAGGGGUUUUGCCUUACUCCAGAGUGACAAGCAAGGGGACUGUCUGUGAAGAGCAAAAUAGUGGGUCAUUGUAGGGAUACUCCAUGAGGACCUUCUUCCUGUGGUGACGAGAUGAGGGGACUUGUUGCAGCAGAGGAACUCAUGCAGUAGAUCCUCUUUGUGGAGGAAGAAAGGAGUAUGAUCCGGCUUGCAGAUACAGCUCAACUGCUUGUGUGACAAAUCUCUCCCUGGGUAGGUCACCAGGUGGGAACCAAACCCUGAAUCUUUGGAUCCGAAAUCAGGAUCCUGUGCUGGUUUGAGUUAGCAAACCUCUAACUUGAACACAGUAGCAGCCUCAAGUUCCCUCAGGUGGACAAGCCACUUGAGGCUGACUAACCUACCUUCAUAUUCACGUGGGUUACACUCUUCCUUCUGAUUUUUUUUUACCCUUGCUCCUUCGUGGAGAUGGGAAAGAAGAUCCAUCCAUGCCCUUAAAAAAGGGCAUGGAACUGAGGGAGGAGUUUAUUUGAAAGUAUCCCCUUCACUUCCCCAUAACCCCUAGGUUAAAAAAAAACAAACAAACAGGGAAGUAUUCUCUGUGUCUGUGCCAUGUUUGUUCUCUUGUUGUGUUUUUAGAGGAGAUUUUAUGAUGGAGUGGAAAAAGUGAAAUGAUUAGUUUUGCAUAAAAAAAGAAAAGUUUAAAAAAAAUUUCUACGGGGAGAGAGCGAGAGAGAGAGAGAGAGUUUAAAAAUGACUAAUAAAUGCAGUGAUUGCACAAACUGUAGUGGUAUUAGAUGGUCCUUAGAGAAAAGAAUAUUUUGUAGUAUUGAAGCAUGUGUGUCUGGGAUGGUGUUUGGCUUGCUUGAACUGGAGAGAAAGGCAUUCUGGGACUAAGCAGCGAUCUCUGAGCUGAAAAGGCAAGUUGUAUGUUGGAGGAACCCUGUCUACAAACCCUUCCCGUCCUUGCCUCCCAAGUGUUGGAGUGAGUUCCCUUCCCUCCCAUACCUCUCCUGUGAGCUAAGGUGGAGUCUCCAAGUGGUUUUUCUGGCCAGGUGGCCAUCAGAAAUGGCUGGUCGCAUUCUGCCAGAAUGUGGAUCGAGCCACCAACAUGGAAACAGUUGACUGACUGCAUGCACAGCAAGCUGCUAAGAUUUGGGGUUGGCAUGUACCUUUCCUGCCAAGUCACUGUCUCUUCUCUUUUCCCCUCCCCCAUAUCCAAGCAGGAUUAAACACGGUGGGCUUAUCUCCCAGGAAGCAGAUAUGCCUCCCCUCUUUAGGGUCUCUUAGCUUCUUCCAGUGUCAAGUGGGAAAUGGUAUUUUUCCAUGUAGGAUUCACCACAUCAGGACAGAGAACCGACUCCCAUCUCUAAUAGUGGCUGGAUCUUCAGAGACAGGUGAGAGCACUGCCUUGUGUGCUCUGAAGGUGUUGCUAGCAAGGCAUACCCUCUUCUUGAGGCCAGCAAAUGCUGGAGGUCUGGGGACAGAGAGGGGAGAGGAACACCACAAUGGGACUGUGCUCAAGUAGAGCUGCCACCUUCUGCCCUGGCUUCCUGCGAGGUGGUGGGGAAGUGUUGCCUGAAUGUUUCUUCAAAGCAAGGAGGCAGCUCUUUCAUGCUGGCUUGCCCAUCCAAGAUGUCUCUGCUGGGCAUUCAUCUGGUGUGCGGGAGUGACUGCAGGGAAGAGGGGAGUCACCAGAUGUUGGUGUCUGAAUGGGCAGGGGAUGCUAGGACAGCUUUCCUUGUCUGGACUUCUCUGGUGCCCUUGGCAUUGCAGUGGCAGGUGACAGAUGUCUUGAUGCCUCCCAUCACCUGGGCUGUUCUUAGGAAUUUCUCCUCCUCUCUCUGCCCAUUGAGCUCUGCCAGUGCUUCCCACAGUUUUCACCUUGGAGUGGCAGCCUCCUGUCUUGUGCUCUCUUUUCUCCUCGCUGAGCAGAGUGGGACUGGGGAGGUGUGAAGCUAACAAGAUACAAACUCCUUUUGGGAUGGAAAACAGAGAAAAAGUGUGGUGAGCAGACCCAGCUGUGGUGAGCCACUGCUUAAUUUCUGUUUCCAAAAGAGAAAGGGAGCAUUUAUUCGUGUCUCCCCUUACUGAAGUUCCCAGGGAGAUUUUACGAAAUAAAACAAAACAAAAAAAACAACA